GCCCUUUCUUGUUUAUGUCGUGUUCCUGUUUGGUACAUUUACAGUAUGGUGCGUUUGGAUUGUUGGUGUCUUUUUUGGCUGGUCGUGUGGAUAGCGAACGCUCCUUUUGCAUCUGCUCGAUCAGGGGACGUGACUAAGAAAUGCGACGACGAAGACAAGACGAUGAUGCUGUCAUUUGCUGGCACUCCGCUCGUGUUUCUCCAGAAAAUGACAGGCGGACUGGUAAAGGUGACCAAAGAUCUCCCAGGAGUCGUUUUCCGUGUGAAGUCUGGCCGCACCACACUAAAAGUGCCCUUGUUAUCCCCGUAUGGUUACGUCUCUGAGCAGGGCGCCCAGUAUGUCGUGACCAUUGCUGUUGGAUCAAGAUCAAAUGUGAAAACAUUCACAUGCCCUAAGCCAGCUCGCCGAUCUGGGAGUGUUGCAGAGAGCUGCACAGUUGCUGACAGUGAGAAGCUCCCUUGUGGAGGGUCUUCAUCCAUCACUCAAGCAGACUGUGAAGCCAACAACUGUUGCUACGAUUCGAGCAGCAGCACCAGUCCAUGCUACUAUGCCAAUGAUGUGACUGUGCAGUGCACCCUGGAUGGCCAGUUUGUGGUGGUGGUGUCUGAGAAUGUGACUCUUCCUCCCCUGGAUCUUGGGUCCAUCCAGUUGGUGGACAGCAGUUCCCCCAGUUGCAGCCCUGUGACCAGCCUGUCCAGCUUUGUCAUGUACCAGUUUCCAGUCAGUGCCUGUGGCAGCACAGUUCAGCUGGCUGGUGGCAAUGUGACUUACCAGAACACCAUGUCUGCUGCCAUCACUGUGAGCAGUGGUCCAGAUGGCUCCAUCACCAGGGACAGUGUCUACAAGUUGUUCUUCCAGUGCACCUACUCGGGAAGCCAGGAUGUGCAAGUGGAGGCUGAGGUGUAUACUGUGGCGCCACCUCUUCCAGUAGUAGAGCAAGGGCCAUUUGACCUGGAAUUGGUCAUUGCAACAGAUCCAUCCUAUGGGUCCUACUAUGUGGAUGCUGAUUACCCAGUGACCAAAACUCUGAGGGAUCCUGUGGCUGUGGAAGUUCACAUCGUGAACAGGACUGACCCUAACCUUGUGCUGACUCUUGGGGACUGCUGGGUCACCCCAGGACCUUCUGCUUCCAGCCAGCCCCAGUGGAGCCUUCUGGUUAAUGGGUGCCCAUACACAGGGGACAACUAUUUGACCAGCUUGGUGACUGUGGACAGCACAUCUGGAGUGGCCUACCCGAGUCAUUACAGGAGAUUUGUGUUUGAGAUGUUUGCUUUUGUGGAUCCUGUUGCUCAGCAAGCUUUGACUGAACAGAUCUUCAUCUACUGUGUUGCUGCUGCCUGCUAUCCUUCUACCACAGAUCCCUGUACUCAGAGCUGCCCUGCAAGAAGAUCUGGCAGAGCUGCAGAUAUGGUGGCAAAAAUUUCUUCUUCCAGGAAGAAUGUGCUCCUUCACAGUGGUCCUGUAAUCUUGGAGGCUGACCAGGUGGAAACUUCCAGGCUGGAGCAAGAAGGUAACAAUCCAUCUUGAUCUUGGAUUAGCCCUGCCUCUCUCCCCACUGGAUACCUGGUGCUAGGAGCUGCAGCUACCCUCGUGAUGGUGAUGCUCAUUUUGGCUGUACUUGCUGUAAGAAGGUUGAACUGGCAAAAAGUGAAUCUGAAAUGUUAAUAAAA
Molecule: messenger RNA, 1670 nt
Organism: Erpetoichthys calabaricus (reedfish)
Lineage: Eukaryota; Metazoa; Chordata; Cladistia; Polypteriformes; Polypteridae
Product: zona pellucida sperm-binding protein 4-like
Exons: 12
Coding region: 46-1527 (493 amino acids)
Biological process (GO): prevention of polyspermy; binding of sperm to zona pellucida
Cellular component (GO): egg coat
Molecular function (GO): acrosin binding; structural constituent of egg coat
Source: RefSeq, a predicted model, not a curated record